Molecule: messenger RNA, 2598 nt
Organism: Sorex fumeus (smoky shrew)
Lineage: Eukaryota; Metazoa; Chordata; Mammalia; Eulipotyphla; Soricidae
Gene: FGFR4
Product: fibroblast growth factor receptor 4
Exons: 17
Coding region: 29-2437 (802 amino acids)
Biological process (GO): positive regulation of ERK1 and ERK2 cascade; protein phosphorylation; positive regulation of kinase activity
Cellular component (GO): membrane; signaling receptor complex
Molecular function (GO): fibroblast growth factor binding; ATP binding; fibroblast growth factor receptor activity
Source: RefSeq, a predicted model, not a curated record
CGCAUCUCUGUGAGCCCGCAGGAAGGUGAUGCAGCUGCUCUUAGUCCUCUUGGGGCUCCUGCUGGGGGCCCCGAGGGCUCCAGCUUUGUCCCUGGAGACGUCGGAGGAGACAGAGCUGGAGCCCUGCCUGACCCCCAGCCCCGUGCAGCAAGAACAGGAGCUGAGCGUGGCUCUCGGGCGCCCCCUACGGCUGUGCUGUGGGCGAGCCGAGCGCGGCGGCGGCCACUGGUACAAGGAUGGUGCCCGCCUGGCUCCUGCUGGCCGCGUCCGCGGCUGGAGGGGUCGCUUGGAGAUCGCCAGCUUCCUCCCCCAGGACGCCGGUCACUACUUCUGCCUGGCACGAGGCUCCUUGCUUGUCCUGUACAACCUCACCUUGGUGAUGGAUGACUCCUCAACCGCCCGUAUUGGGAAUGAUGAGCAGACCUCCAAAGACCCCACCAAUGGGCAUGUGUCUCCGCUGCAAGCCCCCUACUGGACCCAUCCCCAGCGCAUGGAGAAGAAGCUGCACGCGGUGCCCGCCGGGAACACGGUCAAGUUCCGCUGCCCUGCAGCGGGCAACCCCACGCCCACCAUCCGCUGGCUCAAGGACGGCCAGGCCUUCCACGGGGAACAGCGCAUCGGAGGCAUUCGGUUGCGCCAUCAGCACUGGAGCCUGGUGAUGGAAAGUGUAGUACCCUCGGACCGUGGCACCUACACCUGCCUGGUGGAGAACUCUGUGGGCAGCAUCCGCUACAGCUACCUCCUGGAUGUGCUGGAGCGGUCCCCACACCGGCCCAUCCUGCAGGCCGGCCUCCCGGCCAACACCACCGCCGUGGCGGGCAGCGACGUGGAGCUCCUAUGCAAAGUCUACAGCGACGCGCAGCCGCACAUCCAGUGGCUGAAACACAUCGUCAUCAAUGGCAGCAGCUUCGGGGCCGACGGGUUCCCCUAUGUGCAAGUGCUGAAGACGGCGGACAUCAACAGCUCCGAGGUCGAGGUCCUGUACCUGCGGAAUGUGUCGGCUGAGGACGCGGGCGAGUACACCUGUCUGGCCGGCAACUCCAUCGGCCUCUCCUACCAGUCGGCCUGGCUCACGGUGCUGACAGAGGAGGAGGUGGCGUGGACAGCAGCGGCGCCCGAGGUGAAGUACACAGACGUUAUCCUCUACGUGCUCGGCUCGCUGGCCCUGGUGGUGCUCCUGGUGCUGGUUGGGCUGUACCGCGGCCAGGUGCUCCGCAGCCGCCACCCCCGGCAGCCCCCCACUGUGCAGAAGCUGUCCCGCUUCCCCCUAGCCCGACAGUUCUCACUGGAGUCCGGCUCCUCAGCCAAGUCCAGCUUGUCCCUGGUGCGGGGCGUCCGGCUGUCGUCCAGUGGCCCCCCGCUGCUGGCGGGCCUCGUGAGUGUGGACCUGCCCCUGGACCCGCAGUGGGAGUUCCCGCGGGACAGGCUGGUGCUGGGCAAGCCCCUCGGCGAGGGCUGCUUCGGGCAGGUGGUGUGCGCCGAGGCCGUGGGCAUGGACCCCGCGCGACCCGACCAAGCCAGCACCGUGGCCGUGAAGAUGCUCAAGGACAAUGCCUCCGACAAGGACCUGGCUGACUUGGUCUCUGAGAUGGAGGUGAUGAAGUUCAUUGGCCGGCACAAGAAUAUCAUCAACUUACUGGGCGUCUGCACCCAGGAAGGACCCCUGUACGUGAUCGUGGAAUGCGCGGCCAAGGGAAACCUCCGGGAGUUCCUGCGUGCCCGCCGCCCACCGGGCCCGGACCUCAGCCCCGAGGGGCCCCGCAGCACGGAGGCACCACUGUCCUUCCCCACCCUGGUCUCCUGCGCCUACCAGGUGGCCCGCGGCAUGCAGUACCUGGAGUCUCGAAAGUGCAUCCACCGGGACCUGGCGGCCCGCAACGUGCUGGUGACCGAGGACAAUGUGAUGAAGAUCGCGGACUUCGGGCUGGCGCGGGGCGUCCACCACAUCGACUACUACAAGAAAACCAGCAACGGCCGCCUGCCUGUCAAGUGGAUGGCCCCCGAGGCCUUGUUCGACCGUGUGUACACGCACCAGAGUGACGUGUGGUCGUUCGGGAUCCUGCUGUGGGAGAUCUUCACCCUCGGGGGCGCCCCGUACCCCGGCAUCCCGGUGGAGGAGCUCUUCUCGCUGCUGCGGGAGGGGCACCGCAUGGACCGGCCCCCCAACUGCCCUCCGGAGCUCUAUGGGCUGAUGCGUGAGUGCUGGCACGCGGCCCCUUCGCAGAGACCCACCUUCAAACAGCUGGUGGAGACGCUGGACAAGGUGCUGCUGGCCGUGUCCGAGGAGUACCUGGACCUCCGCCUGACCUUUGGCCCCUACUCCCCCACCGCCAGCACAGAGACCACAAGCAGCUGCUCCUCCAGCGACUCCGUGUUCAGCCACGACCCCCUGCCACGGACGCCCCCUUCCUUCCCUUACCCCCCAGUGCAGACCUGAGCAGCCAGCCGCCUGCUGACCAUGACCUUGGCCUUCCCUGGCUGGCCUCAGGCCUUGCCCUCAGGGUGCUGGUGGGUUCCACUUGGCCCUUGACCUUGGUGGCAGGGAGCCCGUGGCGGAAAGGGUCAGGCUCCCGCUCAUCUUUCUGCACCUCGGCCCAC